This is a messenger RNA of Carica papaya (papaya), 713 nucleotides long. Its product is annotated as thiamine-phosphate synthase. NCBI's taxonomy places the organism in Eukaryota, Viridiplantae, Streptophyta, Magnoliopsida, Brassicales, Caricaceae. The record is from RefSeq and is a predicted model, not a curated record.
CCAAUUCAACCAAACCCAAUUGGGCAGAUUCUUGUUUUACUCUGCGUAUAACAGAGAUCCCUUUGGGGCAUUUCGACGAACGCCUUGCAUUCACAACUCAUUUUGUGCGAAUUUGGGCGUUGGUCUCCAGGAAAGAAGCGGAAAAUAGAGAUGUUCAGGAGUGUAAUUCUGGAAAACAGAAGUAGCAAUGGUGUGUUUGGAUGUAUUGUUAGGUAUUUUUCAAAGAAGCCAAAGCCAAAAAUGAAACCUAUUGAACUUAAGACUCCACCAGAGCAAACCCAAACAAUCACCAGAGUUGUCUUCGAUAUCUUGAAGGAGCACGGUCCUCUCACUAUCGCAGAGACUUGGGAACACGUCAAGGAAGUUGGAUUAAGGGGAUUGACAAGCAAGAAUCACAUGAAAGUGGUGUUGAGAUGGAUGAGGGAGAGGCAAAAGCUGAGGCUUAUAUGCAACCAUGUAGGUCCUCACAAGCAAUUUCUCUACACGACUUGGUUCGGAAAACCCAAUCUCAAUCAACCAAAACCUGCAAGACCCAUCAAUAAUUCUUCCAAACCAACAUCUCCUUGAGAUUGGAGGGUGUCAUGGGUGGGUGGCUGUAUCUUCACUUUCAACAUAUUUCAGUGCUUGUUCAUUGCGUGUUAUUGAGUUAUAUAUAAUUAGUUAAAGAUUCCCAGAUGAUUGUAAGUGUGUUUCAGUUUAUGUUUCAGGGAAAA